Raphanus sativus (radish) is the source of this 1507-nucleotide messenger RNA. Its product is annotated as divinyl chlorophyllide a 8-vinyl-reductase, chloroplastic. The transcript has a single exon. Bases 112 to 1374 code for a protein of 420 amino acids. NCBI's taxonomy places the organism in Eukaryota, Viridiplantae, Streptophyta, Magnoliopsida, Brassicales, Brassicaceae. Gene Ontology annotation, molecular function: oxidoreductase activity. The record is from RefSeq and is a predicted model, not a curated record.
GAAACGAGUUAUCCAGAGAGGAUACAACCAAUGGCUCUCAGUCUCACAUCGUCUCUCUGAAAUAACUUUCCUCUCAUCGAAGCAGAUAUUGUACAUAACCUCCUCUAAAGGAUGUCACUUUCUUUCCCCUUCAACGUCAUCGCUUCCUACACACUCAAACCCAAAACCUUCCUCAGAGAUUCCAAACUCGUUUCACGAUCUCACCACUCCUUUCCUCUCCCUUCCACUCUCCAAACCCAUGAACCCUCCUCGAAGAAUCUCUUCAAGCUCACGAAGAUAUCAAGACUCGAACCAAUUUCAUCUCUUGGAAUCUCAGAGACCGAUACAUCGUCUUCUUCUUCCUCUCCCUCUCCCUCCUUCAGGAACAAACCCCCUAACGAGAUUAACGUUCUCGUCGUCGGCUCCACCGGGUACAUAGGCAGAUUCGUGGUCAAAGAGCUCGUCAAAAGAGGGUUCAACGUGAUCGCCGUGGCGAGAGAGAAGAGCGGCGUCAGAGGCAAAAACGACAAGGAAGAGACUUUAAAACAGCUCCGAGGCUCCAACGUGUGUUUCUCAGACGUCACCGAUUUAAACUCUCUCGAACAAUCAGUGGAGAGUCUCGGCCUAGGCAUCGACGUCGUCGUCUCCUGUAUCGCUAGCCGCAACGGAGGGAUCAAAGACUCGUGGAAGAUCGACUACGAAGCCACCAAGAACAGUCUCCUCGCAGGCAAGAAGCACGGCGCGACGCACUUCGUCCUCCUCUCCGCCAUCUGCGUGCAGAAGCCUCUCCUCGAGUUUCAGCGAGCCAAGCUCAAGUUCGAAUCCGAGCUGAUGAUGCAAGACUCCACCUUUACGUACAGCAUCGUGAGACCGACGGCUUUCUUCAAGAGCUUAGGUGGACAGGUGGAGAUAGUCAAAGACGGGAAGCCUUACGUGAUGUUCGGAGACGGGAAGCUCUGCGCUUGCAAACCCAUCAGCGAGGAGGAUUUAGCUUCGUUUAUAGCGGACUGCGUGUUGGAAGAGGAGAAGAUCAAUAAGGUGUUGCCUGUUGGGGGUCCAGGGAAGGCGUUGACGCCGUUGGAGCAAGGGGAGAUUCUGUUUAGGAUACUCGGGAGAGAGCCUAAGUUCUUGAGAGUGCCUAUAGAGAUUAUGGACUUUGUGAUUGGGGUGCUUGAUGGUGUGGCGAAGGUGUUUCCUGGUGUUGCGGAGGCUGCUGAGUUUGGGAAGAUCGGGAGGUACUAUGCUGCGGAGAGUAUGUUGAUUCUUGAUCCGGAGACUGGGGAGUAUAGUGAGGAGAUGACGCCGAGUUAUGGGAAGGAUACGCUUGAGGACUUUUUUGAGAAGGUGGUUAGAGAAGGGAUGGCUGGUCAAGAGCUUGGUGAACAAUUCUUCUAGUUGGGAGAGAAUGUUUCAUGAGCUGUGUUAAGUGUUGUAACUGUCAAAGAUUUGUUGAUCCGAACAAGAGUUAUGAAACAUAUAAUCACAGGUAAUUUUUUCCUGGAUCAAGAAUAUAAUAUAUUAUACAUUA